CUGGACUUUUUGUGCACCCCUGCUUGUGAAGUGAGAGAGAGAGAGAGAGAGAGAGAGAGAGAGAUUUUGGUUACGUUGCUGGAAAGCCAAAGCCUUUGGAGUCAUAGAACAGAUUAGCGAUGGGAAGCACGAGUGCUCUCUCCUCUCAUCUUCACCUCAACAACGCCUACUGUCUGUUCAAAAGUCUCAAUUCAAGCAGAAAUCAACGAACUUCACUUCUAUUCAACCGGCGAAAAUCCAAAUUCGGCGCCUCACGCAAAAGAGAGCCCGAAAGGUUCAAUAAAUUUGCUUGCUUUACUGUUGACGACGAAUUGAUUAAGCAGCAAGAACUACUUGGGGGUGGUGGCGUUGGCUCAGCCGUUGAAGAAAAUCCUGGUAUCAAAGAGCCCUAUGGGGAUGAUGGUUCAACAGAAGCUAUGUUACAAACUGAUGACCCAACUAAAGGAAGUGCGCUUUAUGAGUUCCUUUAUCCAAGUAAAGAGCUGCUUCCUGAUGACAAGGAAAUGAGUAUAUUUGAUCACCUAGAGGAGCUGCGGGAGAGGAUCUUUGUGUCGGUUUUGGCAGUUGGAGCGGCUAUUCUUGGAUGCUUUGCAUUUUCAAAGGAACUGGUAUUGGUUCUGGAAGCUCCUGUAAAAGAACAGGGUGUUAGGUUUCUGCAACUAGGUCCGGGCGAGUUUUUCUUUACAACUUUGAAGGUAUCAGGUUACUGUGGUCUUCUUUUAGGGAGCCCCAUAAUCCUCUAUGAGAUCAUAGCCUUUGUUCUCCCAGGUCUAACAAAGGCAGAGAGAGGAUUCUUGGGUCCAAUUGUUUUAGGCUCCUCAGUACUAUUCUACGCUGGUAUAAGUUUCUCAUACUUGGUUCUCACUCCAGCAGCCUUGAAUUUCUUCGUUAGCUAUGCAGAAGGGGCUGUGGAGUCACUGUGGUCCAUUGAUCAAUACUUUGAGUUUGUUCUGGUGCUCAUGUUCAGUACUGGGCUCUCCUUUCAGGUUCCAGUUAUUCAACUUCUGUUGGGACAAGUUGGUUUGGUUUCGGGUGACCAAAUGCUAUCAAUUUGGAGAUAUGUUGUGGUGGGAGCUGUAGUCGCAGCUGCUGUACUCACACCAUCCACCGAUCCUCUCACUCAGGUGCUUCUGGCUGGACCCCUUCUGGGUCUCUACUUGGGUGGUGCUUGGGUGGUCAAGCUCAUAGGCCGAUAAUUGAUCUCUGCUGUGUGAAUGUAUGGGAUCUGCUGCGUCACAGACUUUUCAUAGCAUACGUAGUUACAGGGAUCCCUGGGGUAUGUACUGAACUAGUAACCCUGUCUGGAAUCAAACGAAUUGUAGAAACAAAAUACGUGCAUUGUCAUUCUCAAAUCUUUGUAGAAUCAUUGUAGAAAAAUCUUUUGCUGGUGUAAAAUGAAAGCAUUUAUAUUCUUUA
Rhododendron vialii is the source of this 1416-nucleotide messenger RNA. Its product is annotated as sec-independent protein translocase protein TATC, chloroplastic. Gene Ontology annotation, molecular function: proton motive force dependent protein transmembrane transporter activity. The record is from RefSeq and is a predicted model, not a curated record. Gene Ontology annotation, cellular component: TAT protein transport complex; membrane. NCBI's taxonomy places the organism in Eukaryota, Viridiplantae, Streptophyta, Magnoliopsida, Ericales, Ericaceae. Bases 120 to 1196 code for a protein of 358 amino acids. Gene Ontology annotation, biological process: protein transport by the Tat complex; intracellular protein transmembrane transport. The transcript is spliced from 4 exons.